ACCAAGAGAUCAAAGAUGUGAUCAAAAUGUGUAAAACUUUAACCGCGUUUAGAGGGCUACCAGAGAGCGAUCAAAUAGUUUUGCUUAAAUACGCCAGUCUUGAGAUCAUUGUCAUACAAAUGAUCCUGAAGUUUGACUUUGACGGACAGUUUUGGGACAUUAUUACGGAGAGUCAUUACUCUCACCUAGUUCAUUUGGAGCUCUUAAAGUCUGGUAAUACUUAUGUGAAUCACAAAAGCUUUUUAAGAAACAUGGGCCAGGAAUGGGACUCAGACCCAUUGAGCGCAAUAUUGCUAUUUAAUGCCGAGAGACCAAACCUUAUGGACAGAGACUUAGUUAAACUGGAACAGCAGACUUACAUGUAUUUACUUCAACGAUAUCUCCUAUUAAAAUAUCAGUCGGUGUCGGAUUCAAAAUCAAAUUUCUACUCGUUAUGA
This is a messenger RNA of Oppiella nova, 437 nucleotides long. The record is from the annotation of a GenBank genome assembly. NCBI's taxonomy places the organism in Eukaryota, Metazoa, Arthropoda, Arachnida, Sarcoptiformes, Oppiidae.